Molecule: messenger RNA, 834 nt
Organism: Rhipicephalus microplus (southern cattle tick)
Lineage: Eukaryota; Metazoa; Arthropoda; Arachnida; Ixodida; Ixodidae
Source: RefSeq, a predicted model, not a curated record
AUGGCAUUCUCAGCGGUCCCUGCCACCUCGGGCGCCUCCAUUGCUGCGGCUGCCACCAACACGGACGUUUGUCGCGUCGCCGUCAAACUUCUGCCGUUUUGGGCAGAGGCGCCUGACGUGUGGUUCACUCAAGUCAAGGCGCAGUUUUCCACGGCACGCAUCACCCAGGACCGGACGCGCUAUGACUAUGUCGUCGCCCAUCUAGACUCUCGCUAUGGGGCUGAGGUUCGCGAUAUACUUGCGAAUCCCCUGGCUGAUGACUGUUACCUACACCUGAAGAGGGAACUGAUCCGCCGGCUCUCACCUUCACAAGACGAGAAGGGGUGUCACCUACUCCAGCACGAAGAACUCGGUGGCCGCAAGCCAUCGCAGCUCUUGCGUUAUAUGCGUGACCUUUUGGGCACCCAAGUCGACGAGUCCCUCCUCCGUAUCAUCUGGCUUCAGCGUCUACCCUCACAUGCGCAGGUCAUCCUCCAGGUGCAGCCGAAUCUGCCGCUGGACCAGCUCUUUCACAUCGCUGAUCAAGUCAUCGAGAUUCCAUUGCCAGCAUCGCCUCUCACCGUCAACGCCGUUGACACCCGACAGUCCAGCAGCGAGCUCGCGCACCGUGUCGACGAAAUCACCCGUCAGCUGGACUCAAUUCAAAGGCGCCUGGAUCAAAGCCUGAAGCUGCGUCCACAAAAACGCUCCCAAAGCCAAGACAACAACGCCACUUCAUCGCACGGAAACAGUAACGGCCCCUGCUACUACCAUCGCCGCUUCGGGAACAAAGCCCGGAAAUGUCAACCACCUUGCUCAGCUGGACAUCAGGGAAACUUCAACGGCAGCCCAUAG